Messenger RNA from Penaeus vannamei (Pacific white shrimp), 1470 nucleotides. Its product is annotated as glucose-fructose oxidoreductase domain-containing protein 1. Gene Ontology annotation, molecular function: nucleotide binding. The record is from RefSeq and is a predicted model, not a curated record. NCBI's taxonomy places the organism in Eukaryota, Metazoa, Arthropoda, Malacostraca, Decapoda, Penaeidae.
ACAUCACAAAAUUUAUCCAUAUAUACACAGAUUCCACAGAUUUUCACUUUUUUGUUGUUUUUUGCUUUUCCGCCCAAACUCGAAUGCUCCAGAAGUCAACAAACAAAACCUCUCCUUCAUGUCGCUAAAUUUUACUUUCGUGUUCCUGUACUGAGCGUCAUGCUGCCGGGCAUUGGAGUCUUUGGCACAGGGGACAUCGUGCGUGCCCUUGUGCCCUUUCUCAGGGCUAAGGGCUUCCGUGUCGAGGCUGUGUGGGGCAGGACACUUGAAGCUGCCGAAAAUGUGGCCACCGAACUCAAUAUUCCUUUCCAUACAAAUAAGGUUGACGACGUUCUUCUCAGAAAGGAUGUGGAUCUCGUUUUCAUCAUCUGCCAGCCAGACUUGCAUGCCCAGAUAGCAGUCAAAGCCUUGGGAAUCGGCAAACAUGUCCUGUGUGACCGGCCAGCUGGUCUCUGUCAGCUGGAGGUGCUGAAGAUGGUGCAUGCGGCACAGUACUAUCCCUCGCUGAUCUCAGUGAUCUCACAUGGCUUGCGCUUCCUCCCAGCCUUUGUGCACAUGAAGCGACAGAUUGAGGCAGGCUACGUUGGGACAGUGAACGUGUGUGACGUGAGAGUGCACUGUGGUAGCAUGAUUGGCAACCAGUUUGAUUGGAUGUGCAGCCAUCUGAUGGGAGGGGGCAUCCUGACCAUGGUGGGCAGCCACAUCAUUGAUGUGAUCUCCUUCGUGACAAGCCAGCGUGCCACUCGUGUCCAUGGCAUGAUGCGCACCUUUACCAAGAGCACGGAGAAGAUUAAUGGUAUCCGUUGGAUUGAUAGUGAUGACUUCUGUAGCUUCCAGAUGAUCCUAGAUGAAGGGGCCUGUGUGACAGCCACGCUAAACAGCCACAUGGCAGGGGGCUUCGUACAGGAGGUAGUGGUGUGUGGAAGCAGAGGCAGGCUGGCUGUGCGUGGGGCUAACCUCUACGGCCAGAGCCACACCUCGGAGAAAGAGGAGGAGCUGCUGCAUGAAGGAGCCGAUGAUGUGGCACAUCUCACCAACAAAAACAACAGUGCCAGGAUAAACUCUCUACUGCCUCAGCCAUACCUGCAGGGCCUGUUUCGUCUGGCAGGUGCACUCAAGGAGGCCUUUGCCACAGGGGAUGGGGAGCAUGGUUGGCUCAAGGAGCCUGUCUCGACUGCAGCCACCUUCGAGGAUGGCCAGUAUGUCCAGGCAGUCAUCGAUGCCAUCAAGCUUUCUUCAGCCAGUCGGCAGUGGGAGCAGGUAACUGUAGCCAAUGAUGAGAGCGAACUGAACCCUUUAAUGACCAGGCUUAACCUCCCUAACAUUAAUAUGAGCUCUCUGGACGCACUGUCACAGGCUCCAACUAACCGAAUCACUCCACAGCGUAAGGUCACUAGCUCUGAGUCGCACCUUCCUUGGAGCUUUGCCACAAAACACUAAAUAGAGAACCAAAAAACAAAGCAAAAAAAA